Aspergillus melleus is the source of this 2592-nucleotide messenger RNA. RefSeq lists its product as uncharacterized. Gene Ontology annotation, cellular component: microtubule organizing center attachment site; nuclear inner membrane; mitotic spindle pole body. NCBI's taxonomy places the organism in Eukaryota, Fungi, Ascomycota, Eurotiomycetes, Eurotiales, Aspergillaceae. The record is from RefSeq and is a predicted model, not a curated record. Gene Ontology annotation, biological process: nuclear inner membrane organization. The transcript has 3 exons. Bases 1 to 2592 code for a protein of 863 amino acids.
AUGGCUCCCCUUUUCGCCAAGCGACUGAAUUGCUUCUACUGUGGGCGUCGAUCUGCUCAGACUGAUCGCGACUCCGUCCGCAAAUGGCGUUGCGCCCACUGCGAAGCCGUUAACUAUCUAGAUGAAAAAGGAGAGAUCACAGAUCCCCCGGCUACCGAAACGAAUCCCAAUGUAUACGGUCCCGGCGCACCAGAUCCCCCGUUCGAGUCCGCCGACCUGACGGGGUCCGGCCUAUUCUGUUCCCACUGUGUCCGCAAUCAACAUCUGUUUACGAGUGGCUUGGCCUCCUACUUCCCCGCUGCUGACGACCCCGAAUAUGGUGCAUAUGAGCGAGAGUACCCGAAAUUCCGAAAAAACCUCGAAGAGCGGUAUCCGCAGGUGUGUGUCAGAUGCGAGCCUCGAGUCAGACAGCGCAUCCGCCAGACGGGGUAUGAGGCGAAAUCCGACCACCUCCGACGGAUGAUGGAACGCAGCAAAGAGGGGAGGGCGGCGAGACAGGCCCGCAACUGGAACUGGAGGAGUUUAUUGGUGUUUGCGGGUGCCAUAGGCUCCUGGACUAGUAUUGCUGGUCAACUUUCCUGGGACUUGUGGAGUGCUCUGGCGGUCGCCGAGGAUGACUCGCUAAGAGAUCCGGACGCGUUUGGCCAGCCGUCGCCAUCAAUAGUUUCCUGUGCUUCGCAGGCGCUAUGGACGCGUCAACUACCGAGUGACUGCAUGGUCGACCUCGCGCCCUACGCCGGCCUGUCUCUUAUUGCGGGUAUUCUUUCGUUGUGGUAUAACCCGAAACUGCGACUGAAGGUCGAAGGACGAGGGGGCCGCUUCGUGGGCCUUGGCGAGUACUACAAGGUACAGCUGAUAGUUAUGGUGGUGCGAUGCGUCUUCUGGGGUGUACUCAGAGAUCCCUCGUCGAGCGGACUCGAUCCGUCGCUGCCAUCUGCCCUCCACUGGUUUAUGAUCCUGUUUACAGUCUUGUCCGUUGUAAUCUCCCGGCGCAUUGUGCAGUACGAUACUCGGCCACUGGUGACAUGGAAUGAUCUCACGCCCGCACCUACUCCACAGCGCAAAGUCGACGCGCCGCCUCUGCCGGGUAACAGUAGCAAGGUGUCGUCUAUGACUCCAAAUGGAAACUUAUUUCAAACUACGCCGCGGUUUCCUCUUGAGAAAUUGGCUACUCCCCAGCCUACUCCUCAGAGGGAACCAGCUAUACCCACUCCGCCUCCGGAAGGAGAUGAUAUGGACUGGACUCCUUCGGUGCAACAUAACAUCCGACCGGCAGUCAGUGUCCAGUCGAAAGAUCAAAGCUCCAUCCUUGAUGGCCCUCUGCCUUUUUACGGGGCGCUACCUGCUGCCCCUCAACCUCCUUCAUGGACGCUGCGAAAUCAACCCGCCCAGCGCCAGAAGCCUCUUGAACAAAUCGUCGCGCCAAACCCCUUCCACCGCACACCCACGCAAACGUCCAAAACGUGGCAGCGCGAUAAUGACCCAGCUGACAACGUAUUUGCGCCGCCAAAGUUCUUCCCCAUGAGUGACCAUGUUGCGUCAACCGGACUGGAGAACCUAUUCGAUCGCACUUUCACCAUCAAGUCCCCGGAAGACGAGGACGGUGACGGCUGGCAACCGCGCCCAGAGGCGGCAGAUACACGACCUCAAGCUUCGACAGAUCUAAAGGGCUACUUCAUCGUUCAGUAUCUUCGGUUCGGAUUGUUGCUAGCUUCAAUUGGUUCAUGGUUGCUCUCACAGCACGAGCUGAUCGCGGUGCCUGGGAACUAUAUCGAGGUUGGCUCACUUGGCAGCGCAAGUCUUCUCGCUGGGUUUGCACUGCUGGAGGUGUUGAAGCAGCCAAUUGUGCAAUGGAACGGCAUGGAGAUUCUUGUUUAUUUCGCCGAACUCGUGGCGGCCGUCCACUUGGGCGGAAACCUCCCCCGAGUCUCCUUCGAGCGCCAUUACUUCGACCGGUACGGCAAGCUACUCCUGAUCUUUAUGGCCGUACAGGAGGCGCUGGGUCUGCUUUCCCUCUAUCAGCUCGCAGCCAGAAACUCAGGAUCCCAAGCGCAGACCCAGAGCAGGCCGCCUACAUCGACCUCGACCUCGCACGCUGGCCCACCACCGCGCAGUCCCGCUCUGAUAGAGAAUGGCAGCGGCUUAGGUUCUCCUUCAGUUGCGUCUCCGUCGACUGUGCCGCCUCUGUCCUUUUCUUCCACUUUGAACUCCAGCUUCAACCAACCCGUUGAGGUUCAGCAGCGAUCCGCCUUUGCACCACUCAACAGUGGGUUCGGUAGCGGAUUCAACAGGGAUCAUAGCUUCAGCCUGAACAGCUUGAAGGAUAACGAGUCCGACACUUCUGACGCGUUUGACCGCGAUUCCGACACCGAGACUACCGCCACGGCUACUACCACGGCCACCAGCAAUACCAUCCGGAACAUCCGAUAUGGACGGGACAACAUCGAUAACACCUUCUCGCCCCGAAAGUCUGAACUUGGCUCCGGGAUCGGGGGCCUGAGUCUCGAGGACAACCCUCGCCGAAUGACCCGCAGUCAGACGCAGCGGCUCCAAAGCCGCCGAACUCCAGCGAGGACCUUUGGUCGGAUUUGA